UGUUGGUAGUGGCUGUAUGGCACAUGUGUGUGGAGUGUGUGAUGUGUGUGCAGGUAGGAUAACCUCAGGCUGGCACAAUGGAGAGAAAGGAAUUCUUCGCCUCCUUACUGGCCGGUGGGUCAGCUGGGAUGUGCGUGGACCUUAUCUUAUUUCCUCUUGACACUAUUAAAACCAGACUACAGAGCCCUCAAGGGUUUUCCAUGUCUGGGGGCUUCCGUGGCAUCUACGCUGGCGUCCCAUCCACAGCUAUUGGAUCAUUUCCCAAUGCGUCUGCUUUCUUUGUGACAUACGAAACCGUGAAAUGUUGGCUACACUCCGAGUCCUCCUCUUACCUCUCUCCACUAGUGCACAUGGCAGCCGCCUCUAUGGGGGAAGUGGUUGCUUGCCUUAUUCGUGUUCCCUCUGAGGUGGUCAAGCAGAGGGCACAAGUGUCUCCUUCCUCCACUACGUACCAGAUGUUUGCCGCCACGCUGCACCAUGAGGGUAUAAGGGGUCUAUAUCGAGGGUAUAAAAGCACAGUACUGAGAGAGAUCCCAUUUUCUUUGGUCCAGUUUCCACUGUGGGAAUAUCUAAAGGAUCUCUGGUCUUGGAAGCAGGGCCGUCCGCUCGAUUCUUGGCAGUCUGCAGUCUGUGGAGCUUUUGCAGGUGGGUUUGCAGCUGCAGUCACGACACCGCUGGAUGUAGCGAAGACCCGCAUCAUGUUGGCAAAGGCCGGAUCAACUACUGCAGGAGGAGAUGUGUUCCUUGCCCUUACAGGUAUAUGGAAAACACAAGGCUUUACUGGACUAUUUGCCGGCAUGGUCCCCAGGAUGGCGGCAAUCAGCCUCGGUGGCUUCAUUUUCCUCGGAGCUUAUGAGAAAGUGCGCAGUUUGCUUCUAUGAUGAAUCCUGGAGGAUCUGCAAUAGGAGACGAUGUAUGGACUCUCCCGACAAUAGAUGGGCACAGGAGCGAAGCAGUUAUGCUGAAGGAUUGUCAUCACACAGCAUAACAGCUGAGACA
Molecule: messenger RNA, 999 nt
Organism: Nanorana parkeri
Lineage: Eukaryota; Metazoa; Chordata; Amphibia; Anura; Dicroglossidae
Gene: SLC25A26
Product: solute carrier family 25 member 26
Exons: 10
Coding region: 78-881 (267 amino acids)
Biological process (GO): transmembrane transport
Cellular component (GO): mitochondrial inner membrane
Molecular function (GO): S-adenosyl-L-methionine transmembrane transporter activity
Source: RefSeq, a predicted model, not a curated record